Molecule: messenger RNA, 7747 nt
Organism: Stegodyphus dumicola
Lineage: Eukaryota; Metazoa; Arthropoda; Arachnida; Araneae; Eresidae
Product: tyrosine-protein kinase Src42A-like
Biological process (GO): protein phosphorylation
Molecular function (GO): ATP binding; protein tyrosine kinase activity; protein binding
Source: RefSeq, a predicted model, not a curated record
UAAGAGUUUGUAUACUUUGGGAGCGGGUUGCGUGAUGGUUCUGAAUGGAUGAAAAUAACGGGAAAUCAUUUGAAUUCUCAAGUCACUUUUCUUUCAGUAUUAAUUUGGGAGAUCGUAGAAGAUAUUCCAGCAUGUUUUCUGUUAAGUUCCAAACAACCGAGGAAUGAAAUUAUUUAUUUUGGCUGAUGAUCUCUAUCUCAUUCCUUAUUUUUGAAAGUACGAUAGCUGAUCAAGAAGAAGAUGGGUAAUUGCUUCAGCCGAUCUGCCAACAAAAAUGCUAAGAAAGAAGUGGCAGGUCAGCCUCCUGUUGAAAGGACCAUACUUGACAACUGUCCAACUUCACUGUCAUCGCUAGGUGUCCAGACACAUGAACCUUCUGCAACGAAUAUAAGGUAUCCAGCUGACCCUACGUGUAGAAGUGGCCCUACUUUGCCCCCAGUACCGUCUGAUUCAGAUAGUUCUUCCGGAUCUAGUGCCAAAGUUUUUGUAGCACUGUAUGACUAUGAUGCAAGGACAGACGAAGAUUUGAGCUUCAAAAAAGGUGAACAUUUAGAAGUAUUAAAUGAUACUCAGGGUGACUGGUGGUUUGCUCGUUCUAAAGCGACCAAGCAAGAAGGAUAUAUACCAUCUAAUUAUGUGGCUAAGUUGAAAUCCAUAGAAGCUGAGCCAUGGUAUUUUGGAAAAAUAAAGAGGAUAGAAGCUGAGAAAAAGUUACUUCUACCUGAAAAUGAACAUGGAGCUUUCUUAAUCCGAGACAGUGAAAGCAGAAGAAAUGAUUUUUCUCUUUCUGUGCGUGAUGGAGAUACAGUAAAACAUUACAGAAUUCGACAACUAGAUGAAGGUGGUUUCUUCAUAGCCAGAAGAACUGCAUUUCGAACAUUGCAAGAACUAGUUGAGCAUUAUACUAAAGAUGCUGAUGGUCUUUGUGUAAAUUUACGAAAACCAUGCAUUCAGGUUGAGAAACCUACUACUGGGGGCUUAUCCCACAACACAAGAGAUCACUGGGAGAUAGACAGAAGCUCACUUAAUUUUGUUCGAAAAUUGGGACAAGGCCAAUUUGGAGAAGUCUGGGAAGGACUUUGGAACAAUACAACUCCAGUAGCUAUAAAAACUUUGAAAACAGGCACAAUGGAUCCUAAAGACUUCUUGGCUGAAGCACAGAUAAUGAAAAAGUUGAGGCAUCCCAAACUGGUUCAACUUUAUGCAGUAUGUACUUUGGAAGAACCUAUAUAUAUUAUCACAGAAUUAAUGAAGCAUGGCAGCCUACUAGAGUAUCUUCAAGGCAAAGCAAGGGCACUAAAACUACCGCAAUUAAUUGAUAUGGCUAGCCAAAUAGCAUCAGGAAUGGCAUAUCUUGAAUCUCAGAAUUACAUUCAUAGAGAUUUAGCUGCACGAAAUAUUCUUGUUGGAGAAAAUAAUGUGGUUAAAAUUGCUGAUUUUGGUUUAGCUCGAUUAAUAAAGGAGGAUGAGUAUGAGGCUCGUGUUGGUGCUAGAUUUCCCAUUAAGUGGACUGCGCCAGAAGCAGCUAACUACAGUAAAUUUUCAAUAAAAUCUGAUGUUUGGUCAUUUGGAAUAUUACUUACUGAGUUAGUAACAUAUGGCAGGAUACCUUAUCCAGGUAUGACAAAUGCUGAAGUCCUCCACCAAGUAGAACAUGGCUACAGAAUGCCAUGCCCUCCUGGUUGCCCACCUGCUUUGUACGAAAUCAUGCUUGAGACGUGGCACAAAGAUCCUAUGAAGCGGCCAACAUUUGAAACUCUGCAGUGGAAACUGGAAGACUUCUUUACCUUAGAAGGUUCUGAGUAUAAGGAAGCUUCCAUUGCCUACUGAACAGAUCUGAUAAUGUAUGGAGAUGCGUAAUUUUAUUAUUGCAUAUCACAAUGCAAUACCGUUAUACUGUUCUGUUAAGUAAUCCUCCCUUAAAAAUGUGUGUUAACCUUUAACAAAAUUUUCUUCCUAUUUUUCACAUCUGUGCCAAAGAAAAAUUUUAUUUCCUUGAAUUUAAAUGUAUAUCAAAUGUGAUGAAUAAAGAAAAUAAUAUCUGAUUUUUUAUCUUGUUUUAACACAAAGAACAGCAAUAUUGAGCUCUUCUUCAAACUGGGCUGUUUUGGAUUAAGUGACAGGUAGCAUUUAAGCUUUCUGCAUAACCUUAGGCUUUGUAAUCCAAUGUAUGAAGAUUAAUAUUUCAUGGUAGUUAAUAUUGGCUGAGCUUAAACAAGGAAACUGAGUGAGAACAUUCAAAUACUAUUAAUACUCUGUCAAUUUUAUUCCAAAAUUUAUUUUGUGGUAUUAAUUUCAAUUAUUUAAGUGUCUUAAUUAGUUAUAAGGUGUCUAUAGUUAGAUGUUUUAAACUUUCAAAGCCAUUUAUGAAAAGUAUUUUUCUUAUUUUGCUCAACUUAUUGAUAUCUGAGUUUCUGUCAUAAACAUUAGUUUCAAUAAAACAGAUAUUAAUAAAGUGUACAUAUGCCUGUGCAAAAUGCACGGUUUGUACACUUGAAUGCUUAUGCAUUCAUACUUUUAUAAGCAUUUAAUUUAUUUUAUGCAUUUGUAGAAUUUUUUGUUUGAAAAUAUAAUAUUAUGGUAUAUUCUUCUGCAUUCCAUAAUUUAUACUAGUUUUAAACAUAACUUCAUGUGAACUUUUACACCACCUUUUGAUAUGAUGUGUGAUGUAGUGCAUUUAAGCUUUGUAAUUAUAGGUGUUUUAUUUCUUUAGUAAUUGCAUAAUUCUAUGUAUUGUCAACUUUUUUUAAGUCAACAUAAAAAAUAUUCAAGUUUUAAUGCUUUUGAAAAAUUGUUCAAGAUGAUGAGUAUUAAGAAUUAAACUAAAAUUAGAGUAUACCUUUUUUAUACUAAUUCUUUAGAAUAUAAAAUCAUGUUUUCUUAUAUUUGUUGUAGCUCCAAAAAUACAAUAAUUACUUUAUCACGCUUUUAUCUAAUAAAGCUUCUUUAUGUUAAAUUAUUUUUAAAAAAUAUAUAUAGUCUUGUAUUUUCAUAAAGUAUCUUUGCUGUUUAUUCUGCCCAUGAACUUUGUUACAUAUGUUUUUAUUAAUUUGAUAUUUUGUUGAUGUAUAUCAGGCACAAGAUGUAUAUUCUUUGUUUUAAACAUUUAAUACUUAUGUUCAAAAACACUGCUUUAAAAAUUUUUUCCCUCGCAUGGAUUUUGCUCUUAUUUUCAUGAUCUUGUUAGGAAUAUGAUUUUGUAUUUGUUUCAAAUCAUAAAAAUUCUAAUUUUAAACCAUUCACUUAUUUUUUAUGUAUAUAACUUUGUAUUUGAGAUUUAUUUAAAGGAUCUACCUGCUUAUGAAGUAUGUUCCACUGUAGCUGUUGAUAUUCUGUGGUUAGGGCAAAAUCGCUUCACACCAAUUAUAUUUUUCACUUUUUAAAAUAAUUUUGAAAAAAUAAAAAAUUACUAUUUUUUUUUUUUUUGACUUAAAGGAAAUAUACCAGUUAUGAAACAGAAUUUGAUGGUAGAGGAAAUUUAAAUACUCUUGAAACAUAAUUUUAAGUGUUUUAGUAAAAGUACAACUUUUAGUUACAGUUUAAAAACUUAGUUUUGAUUUUAAACAAAAUAUUGUCAUAACUUUUACAGUGGGUUUUUUUCUAUCAAAAUAAUUUGCUGUGCUACAUAAUUGCAAGAUUUAUUACAAUUUUAACUUAUGCAAAAUUAAAUGAUUCAUAUUCAGAGUAAAGACUUGAGCUCAUAUGAACAGCGAUUGUAGUCUACUUUGUAAGAGAGUGAUUUCAGUCAGAAAGUACUAGAGUGUACUUUUUGGUUAAAAUUAUUUGAAAAAAAAUUAAAAUUGAAUGAAAUUAAGCAUUCAUUUUAAUUAAAUUAAGCGUUCAUUAUAAUAUAAGUAUUCAAUUCAUUACAAAAAAUUAAUAAAUUGAAUUUCUUUUUUUGUUUUAGUAUGUUGGUUUAAUAGUUGGAUAGAAAUAUAUAAUUAAAAUUAUUGAGAAAGCUUAUCUACCAGCUUUCUAAUAGGUAACAGAUUUUUGAUAAAAUUGUAUUUAUUUUCUUUGUUAUUACUAUUUUGUAAUAUCCACUUCUAGGUCAAUAUUUUUUAUUUAUUUUUUUAACUUGAUUUUUUUUAUGUUGGUCAUGCAAUUUGUAUUUCAAAUCAAACAGAAUAUUCAGAAUGAAGUCCAGAAUAAUACUUAUAUUUAAUGAGGGGGUCAACAAUCAUAUCCUGAAAUAAGAAAUUAAAAAUAUUCGCCUAUUUUAUUUUCUCUAAAGUGGCCUCUUCCUCUAUUUAUUCAUUCCAGUUCUUAUUUUCGCACCUUCUAAAAAAAUAUUGUAAUUUUCUUCUCAUCCCAAUUAAAAUUGUUUCAUUCAUAAUCAUAUAACAUUGUAAAAUACAAAAUAAAAUUUCAGUGAAACUAAACAUUUAUGUGAAAAUUUGUAAUGCAAAAAAUUUUCAGAUAUUUAUUUAAAAUCUAAGUUUUAAGAUUUGUACGCAUAUUCAAAUAAUAUUUUAAUUGUUUUUUUAAAAAGUUGUUGAAUGGUAUAAGACAAAAUACACUGAAUAACACCUGAUCUUAAGAUAAAUGUGAAUAGCUCUAAAAACGUUAUAAAGUCUAUAUUAGUUGUGUCCACGCUGUUAAUGCAAUAGAAAGUAAUUUGUAUUUUAAAAUAUGUUGUUAUUUUAUUUUAUACAAUUGUCAUUUUUAUAAGAGUAUAAUGUAACAUUCCUGCAAAUAUAUGUAUAAUAAAAAGGAACAAUGUAUUUAUGCAAAUGAAAAGGAACUUUAGUCUAAGCAAUUUGCACUAUACAGAUUUAUUCCAUUGAAGUAUUUCAUUUGAGAAACUAAUAAACUCACCAAGUAGAUUCUAAUUCUGUAGGUCAAUCCAAAUAAAUGUUGUAUAUUUUGGAAAAUGUGCACAUUUGAUGUGUUAAAUUAUUUUUUAAUGAAAUAGUUGUGCUUUUAGUAACAUGUUGUGCUUUUAAUAGUAACUUGUGAUCAUUUUUAUGAAGAAAUCAUUUAAUGUGAUUUUGUGUUUCUAGGGUCAAUUGCUCAAUUAAUGUUUAUAAACCUGUUGAUUAAAAAAGGUAUGAAGUUUAACGAAUGUUAAUGUAUGGAAUUUAGAAAUGUUACUAUUGUUAAAUGUUUUAUAUAGCAUUAAAACAAGUAUCUAAUCCUUAUCAAAGGAUGUUGUUGCAUAUCACUGAUGUAAAUGAUCUGAUAUUUAAAAUAUUUCAGAGAUACCAUACUCACGAGCACAUUUCUUGAAAAUUAAACUUUUAUUGUGAAUAAUUUUUUAACCUUAGCUUUGAAUUUUUAUGACCCCUCUAUACAUUGUCUCCCUCUACACAAAAAUAUUUAAUCUCUUUUAAUUUUCAGUAAGGAUAUAAUUUUAUGUAAAUUUUAGAGGGAAAAUCUUACAAAAUAUAUGAAUGUAAUGAUUUGGGUAUUAAUAGCAUGUAGAUGUGUAAAAAUGCAGGGCAUUGUAGAAUUUAAUAUUUCUUUUUAUUCUCGUUGAAACCAUUUCAACAACAUAAAUAAAGUGGCUUAGUAAGUGUAUGUCUGUUCUUAAAAAAAUUGUAGUAAAACUAGGUAUUAAAGAUAUAUAGAGCCAUAUAAUAUUUCGAAAUAUACCAUGAAAAGAAAUUAUGAAAUUUUGAGAGUUACCUGGGUACUGUAUAGAAUUUUGAAAGACAUUAAUGUGUAUGAAAUAUAUUUCAAAUGACUUAUAUUUAAUUGGAUAUUUUAAAAUAUUACUUUGUCAUUUUUCUCUAAAUUUUCAGUUUUUAUUUCAGGAUCAGGUAUGAAAGUUAAGUCGCUGAUGUGAGAUUAUUCUGAUGAAUUUAACUUAUCAUUUUUAUGUGUAAUGUUACAAAAUGAAUAUUUUAAAAACCCAGUGUUUUUAAAAUAUUCAUUUUGUAACAUUACACAUAAAAAAGCAGCCAGAACUGUGCUCUUUAUUUUUCCAUUCAUUCUUAAGAUACUGCCAGAUGGUUCUUUAAAGUUCUAGACUUUAAUAAUUAUUAGACUAGAUAAAUCAAUGAUUUUAUUUUAGAAUGAUUCCAUGCGAGAACCCUUAGAAUAAUUACUGUAACAUUAAAAAAAAAAUUAUGUCUUUUGCACAUCACAGAUUAAUGCAUGGCAAAUUAAUUUUAUUUGGUUAUAGAUGGAAUAAAUUGCAUGUUUAAUCAUUAUUAGAAAUCCCUGAAAGAUUAAAAAUUACAUGUGUAAAAAGAAGAAUGCAUUUGAUGCAAAAGAAAUAUGUAUCUGUGUCUAUGUGCUAUCUCUGAAACAAAAAUAAUAAGUUAAUAUUUUUAAGCAUUAUUUAGUAAUUUUUUUUUUGAGUCGUUAAAUUAUUUUAAUAUGUAAAGAAUAAAUUUUGAAUUUAAUGCAAAUGUUGUGACAAUUUUUAUUAUUAUAUUAUUGAAUAUAUGACAGUUGACAGCUUAAUAAAUUUUCUAAUGCAGUGAAUGUAGACCUGUUUCUAUGCAAUUAGAAUAUUAAUCCUAAAAGUGAUAUUCUUAGAAAAACUUGCUUUAUUGUUGUAUAAAAAUUCUUGUUGGGAAAUGAUAGCAAUUACUUUUGUAUCGAAACUAUUUAAGUAAUUUUAUUGCAUAGAUAGCUAAAUCAAACUGAAUAGCAAAGAAGGGGGGAACAUCAAACUUAAUAACAAUAAGGGGAAAAUGUUUUAGUUAUUACUUGCAUUGAUUCUUGUUAUGUAAUCAUCAAAAAUCAAUAUAUUUGUGUCCUUUAAAAGAGAAAGUAAUGUGUAAAACAUAUAUAGUAGAAUCCUAAUUAUGCAGACUUAGGAAGGCUAUUACAUUUAUUUAACAUGAAAAAGUAUCCACUUAAAAGCAUUAGACAAUAUAUCUUAUAAUUAAACUGAAUCUUGAGGUUUUAAAAAUACCAGAUGAGAGUGAUUUGGAAAUGCUUCUGUAUUUUUGAAAUUAGAUGAGAAGUUUUUUAUGUCUAGAAAAGUGGGGAUGUAUAAAUGCCUCAAAAGAAAAAUAUUUUCGGCAUUAAGAAAUAAAAUUAAUGCACAGUGAUUGCAUAAUAUCAUGCUAAAAGCCCCCCUUUGAUAUUCAGUCUUAAGUAGUAACUGCUGCAAGAUCAUCAUCUAUCUGUUCCCAUUUUUGUUGGAAAAUUCUGUUCUACUGUACUUGAUUAUAUUAUAAAAAUGUUUUACAAAAUAAAAUGAAAUAUGUUCAUUUAACUAAACAAUUUGUAAGCAGUAUAGAAAGUAUAGAGUGUGUUGCAAGUGUAAUAAGUAGAUUAAAGAUACUUUUCCAGCACAGAAUUUUGUUAUUGCAACAAUGCAUAAAAUGUGGUGCUUUUAUUGCUUCAAUUGUGCAUUCCUUCAUUUUUGUAGCUCAAUGAAUGAUAUUGUAGAUAAUAGCAUAAUAUCUGCAAUGUUUUGAAAAAAGAUGCUGGUGCAACAUUUAAAGAUAAACUGCAACUGCUGGUGCAACUUUUUAAUUUUUAAUUGAAGUUCAUAUAUUUUUAAACUAAUAAGUCUUUCCAUUUUACAUACUUAUUUUUUGUCUUUUUGCUAACAUUCCACAUCCACUUAAAUGUUGAACUUGUGGGCUUAUAUUAAGGUUACAUUUUUUAUUAAAAAUGUUUGUCAUUUAUUGAAGGAUUUCAGAAAUCAUUGUGUAUUGAUUGUUAUAACUUUUUGUACAGAUUGUUGAUUCUGUUGUACAGGUAGUUAAAAUGGUGUAUCUAUAGUCACUGUGUAAUUUUUCUGCAUCAGUAGUUAAAAUAAACUUCACUUUUACAAAUGAAA